Lethenteron reissneri (Far Eastern brook lamprey) is the source of this 3663-nucleotide messenger RNA. RefSeq lists its product as uncharacterized. The record is from RefSeq and is a predicted model, not a curated record. NCBI's taxonomy places the organism in Eukaryota, Metazoa, Chordata, Hyperoartia, Petromyzontiformes, Petromyzontidae.
ACGAAGCUUGGAAUUGGAAUGAUUACAAAGACGGCGAGCGGUGUGAUGAUGAAGCCUGCGGGUGGAUUGUUAAUAAAACUGGGAAUUGGAUCAAUAACAAAACCUGGAGACGGAGCGUUGACAAAACCAGGAAGUGGAUUGAUUACGAAAGCGGCAAGUGGAGUGCUGACACGGCCUGCAGGUGGGGUGCUGACAAAGUCCCGAGGUGGAGCCAUAGCAAAGCCUGGGGACGGAGCGCUCACAAAACCCGGAGGUGGAGCGCUGGUCAAAGCGGCAGGUGGAGCGGGAGCCAGAACCGCUGCCCCGGUGUCGCUGUCUCGCAAGCAGGAGAAGGAAGCUGCCAACGCACGAUUGGCCGAGGCGGUCACGCGGGCCGAGGGAGCAGCAGCCAAUAAGAGGACGGCAGUGAGCGUCCAAUCGGCAGCAGGGCGGACGUGGAGCGGCGGCGCUCCCCUCAGGACCGUGGUGCCCGCGCCCCGCCCGCCCGCGGGAUUGCCGACGGGAGGAGGCCCCAGAGCGCCGAGGAGGAACUGUAAAGCGGAAGCCGUCGCUGCGGCCAGGGUCCAGGGCGCGGUGCACGCGGGGAAGCUCCUCCAGGCGAACGGCGACGCGGGGGGGGACGCGGCGGACACGGGGGACGGGGCAACGAGGGCGGCGGAGGAGGAGGAAGAGGAGGAGACGGCUCGGGACGCAAGCGCGGAAGGGAAGGCCGAGCGCGACUGGAGCGGGCAAUCGAAGGCCGAGCGUGAUGAGAGUGGCACGAAGGCCGAGUGUGAUGAGAGCCACAUGAAGGCCGAGCGUGAUGAGAGCGAGGAAUCGAAGGCCGAGCGUGAUGAGAGCCACAUGAAGGCCGAGCGUAGUGAGAGCGAGGAAUCGAAGGCCGAGUGCAAUGAGAGUCACAUGAAGACCGAGCGUGAUGAGAGCGAGGAAUCGAAGGCCGAGUGUGAUGAGAGCCACAUGAAGACCGAGCGUGACGAGAGCGAGGAAUCGAAGGCCGAGUGCAAUGAGAGUCACAUGAAGACCGAACACGAUGAGAACGGCAUGAAGGCCGAGGGCGACACGAAGGCCGAGCGCGACGAGAGCGAGGAAUCGAAGACCGAGCGUGAUGAGAGUGGCACGAAGGCCGAGCAUGAUGAGAGCCACGUGAAGACCAAGCGUGAUGAGAGUGGCACGAAGGCUGAUCAUGACGAGAGCGGAGAAAGGAAGGCCGAGUGCAAUGAGAGUCACAUGAAGACCGAGCGUGACGAGGGCGACACGAAGGCCGAGGGCGACACGAAGGCCGAGCGUGAUGAGAGCAGUGAAAUGAAGGUCGAGAGCGACGUGCGCGAGCAAAUAAUCACGCUGUCUGAAGAGCUCGGGGCACCGCAGGCCGGGUUCGAGUUGAGUGAAGAAACUGAAUCCACGUACAAGACCGGCGAGAAGACUGCGUGCGGCUCGCGUGAAGAAGAGACGGACGACGUUGAUGCGAGUGGCGGGAGGACGGAGGCCGCCACGUGCGACCUCGGCGGCGGAGCGAAGACUCCGUGCGCAGGCCUCGGACAAGCUGGGGCCACGCGCCGAGCGAGCGAGCAAACGACGGCCGGAUUUGACGCAGGCCAGGAAAUGAAGACCCCGGGUGCCGCCGACGACGAUGCGAGCGAUGGGGUCCCCCCGGCCACGGACGCCGCCGGCGCAGAAGCAAUUUGUGACGUGAGCGUCUUCCCCGGAGCGAUUCCUCAACUGAAUGGGGUCGUAGAAGCGCUCCCCGACGCAAGAGGGGCGGAGGACGGGUCGCCGCUGCCACGGCCGAGCACAAAGGACGCCGGCUCCGCCGUUUCAAAACCCCCGGCCGCGGUGGCGUCCGAGCUGACCGACUUGGGGAUGUCACCGGUGGCAGAGGACAACGCCGCCAAGGGAGACAACGUUUUGCGUGCGGAAGCUGGUGCCCGCGCCGGGCCCGGUGCGAGCCUCGGGGACGUCCGGGCGGCCGCCCCCCCGCGUGCCGAUGUGGUGCGGGUCCAGGUUCACUCGCACUCGCACGUCGGUGACGCGCGCGAGGGGACCGGGUCCCACACGGAAAUGAAACCCACCGCGAGAGCCGGCGUUGACGAGAACGGAGCGCUCUCCAGACACGUCCACGGCACGAGAUUCCUCGCGGGCGCCGGGCCCGGCGUGCUCCUCGCCGAGCUCGGCCUGCGCGAGAUCAACCUGUCGGAGGCGGCCGACGAGGCCUCCUCGCCCAGCCUGCCAGACGGUGGGGGGGGGGCGCUCUCGGACGACGGGUCCCUCCAGGAGACGGUUAGCGUGGGGCUGAUGUCGGAGGCGCACCAGCCAGGAGACGAGCCGUGGGGCUGCGGGGGCACGCUGGGUGACCUGUCGACCCCCAGCUCCAUGGGCCUGUGGGAGAAGCUCGACUCGAAAACCAGCAGCCCCACCAGCACCCCCGAGGAGCUGAAGGACACGGGCAGCCUGGCCGGAGGCGCCCCCCCCGCGUCCGGCUCGACGCUGGGAACGAAUCCAGAAUUUGGUCUCAAACUCAAAAUGCUGUUGGAGUCCAGACGUGCGCCCAUGUACGAGCCCCGGGACAAAACCGAACGGACGCUGGCAGAGAGGCUCAAGCGAGACACCGGGAAUAAUAACAACGUCGUUGAAGGUGACGACUACGACGACGAUCAAGAAGAUGACGAAGAGGGCGAUGAUUUUGAUGGCGAUUACUACGUCAAUAAUGUCGAGAAGCAUCGCACGCGGCUCCUCUGCGGCAUCGAGAACCCCGCGUUCCGGGACUACGCGGCGGAGCCCGAGUCGAGGGCGGUGCGCGUGGCCGAGCCGCGUGCACGGGGAGGCGACCCGCAGCCCGACCGCAGCGGCGGCGGUGACCGAGCCCCGGAGCGGCCGCGAGAGCCGCCCGUGGCGGCCGAGCCGGCGGCCACGGAGCUUGGACACGGGUGGACGCCGGAUGACUUCGAGGACGACGACUGCGACGACGACGGCGGCGACAGCGGCAGCGGCGACGGCAGCGACGCGGACGGCGACGACUUUGAGGUGUCCGCGCUGACGGCGAGACGCGCCGGGGCGGCGCCGUCGUGCGACACCCCUUCCCACUCGCACUUCCCAUCCGGCAAGCCGCUCUCCCCCAUCCUGGAGCUGGACGCCGACGACCCCGUCGCCACCAUCCCUGCCGCCGCCGCCUUCGAGGUCGCGCGGGACCCCGGCGGACGCGACCUCGCCGACCCCGGGCCGGCCCCGCCGCCCGCUCCGCCGCGCUCCCUGGCGGGGCUGCGCGAGGGCGCGGCCGCCCCGUUGUGGCCCGCUCCGGGUGAGGGGUGGGCGGCGGGGGGGGAGGGGGGCGCGUCUCCGCGCGGGGAGCAGGAGGAGCAGCAGCAGCAGCAGGAGGAGGCGCUGACGCGGAUGAGCGAGGUGCUGCCGCGGGGCCGCGUGCGCCCCGUGCAGGGCGACGCGCUCUCGCGCUGGAGCGAGGUGCUGCUCUCCCCGCUGCGCCGCGAGGCCCGACGCGUGCGUCACCGCCGUGGCGGCCUUCUCGCCCGACGGCCACCGCGGGGGGCAGCCCACCCCGGGGGGCCCCGCGGGCUCGUGCACGGCGACAGCUGCCGCUCGGAGUGCCCCGAGGCCAAAGCACCAGAGGUGAAGAGUCGCUUUGUGCCGCACAGGGACAGCCGCCGCUAG